CAUGGCGAUUAAUCUGAUCAAAAACUCCUGUUUGGGCUCUUAUAAUCUCUCGCUUCUACCAUAAUUGGGGAACUUUUGUCCUCCUGACAUGGAUGCCUACGUACUACAAUCAGGUUUUAAAGUUUGACUUCAACCUCACCGAAUCCUGACUCCUCUGCGUAUUGUCUUGGUUGACUAUGGCUGUCUUUGCAAAUAUAGGAGGGUGGAUCGCUGAUACACUCGUGGGCAAAGGUUUUUCCAUAACGGCAGUGCGUAAGAUCAUGCAAUCGAUAGGCUUUCUGGGGCCUGCCUUCUUCCUUACACAGCUAACCUAUGUCAGAACACCUGCUAUGUCUCUGCUGUGCAUGGCAUGUAGUCAGGGAUCAGAUGCAUUCUCUCAGUCAGGUCUUUACUCCAAUCACCAAGACAUUGGCCCACGCUAUGCUGUGAGUUUCUGAAAAUAG
Messenger RNA from Hibiscus syriacus, 443 nucleotides. RefSeq names its product ascorbate transporter, chloroplastic-like. The record is from RefSeq and is a predicted model, not a curated record. The transcript has 4 exons. NCBI's taxonomy places the organism in Eukaryota, Viridiplantae, Streptophyta, Magnoliopsida, Malvales, Malvaceae. The coding region runs from base 177 to 437 and encodes 86 amino acids.